This is a messenger RNA of Schistosoma guineensis, 4174 nucleotides long. NCBI's taxonomy places the organism in Eukaryota, Metazoa, Platyhelminthes, Trematoda, Strigeidida, Schistosomatidae. The record is from the annotation of a GenBank genome assembly.
GGCGGAAAUACAGAUUGUUGGGCUACUGAUUUGUUUCGGUGUUUGGUGUUUCACACAAAUGUUCCCAACCUCAGGUUUUUUUCAGGAGUUGCUGUGCCCAGCCUUCAGUGAAGGGAACUGCGAUAGACCAUAUUGCCAUUUCAAUCAUUUUGAUGGGCAAAGUGUUCCUGAGGAAAACAUACUAUCUAUAACGAAAUCAUGUAAGCCCUCUGUUGAUCCUGUAUAUAAACCGACCCCUAUCAGUGUUUUGGAAAAACGUACUGAAAAUUCACAAAACUACCUUGAUAUUGAAUGUAAUAAGAAUGCCACUUGUGUGCAAAGUGUUUAUGAAGAACCCAUUCCUGUUUAUCAACCAACUCCAAUAAGUGAAUUGGAAAAAUAUGCGCCUAAUUCCUUGUCUGAUUAUGGAUUUUCUAAGGGAUUUAUACCACAAGAUCAACCAUCAUAUUCUCCUGUGGUCAAGAUAAAAGCAAUACCUUCGCCUUCUCCAUUUUUAUAUCAGCCUUCUCCUUCGGUUACAGAAUCAUCUGCCUCUUCUUAUGCUAAAGAAGUUAUUAACAUUAACGUAGACUCGGAUGAGGAUACUCCUUCUCCGACUGUUGCUCAGGAUAAUCCUGGUGACUUACGAACUGUAUCUGUGGCUAAAGGUGUCCAAAAUUCACGAAAUGAUAAGCCGAAAACUCAUGGAUCACCUAAACAUAGUGAAAAAUCAAAGCGUAAAGUGAAGGUUUUCAAAAACAAAGAAAUAACCAUUCCCAAUGAACUAAAUGUCACAAAGACUAGUGACGAAAAGUCUGUGGAUAGUACAGACAAGGAUAAUGAAGAUGACAGCAAUUGCACACUUUCUAAACGUCAAAAAAUCUUAUCUCUUUAUCAAGACUUAUACGGUGAUAUUGAUAACGAUAGCUCGGUAGAUAAAAACAGUCUUCCCAAGAAUGCUUCAAAGUCUGCUACGCUUAUUCCACCGUACAUGAGUCCAGUUUUUAAAAAGCCUGAGACGGCAAGUAUAGAUAAGAAGAGCGAUAAUGUUAUUGCUUCAGGAAAUGUACAACAUGAAUAUGUUACAAGACCUCGUAUUCCACUACGCAAAAGUGACAAAAUUCCCAUGCCAAUUAGAACUCGCUAUUUGGACCAAUUUAUUGAAGAGUGCCUUUUAAUAUAUGACCAUCCCUCUGAUGCAUACAAGCGUGCUCUUGAAGAUGAACAAGCUUGUCAUGACAAAGCAGGUAGUCGAAUGGCAUAUUUAAAUGCUGUAAUCCAACGGCUAAAAUGUUUGAAAGCAGAAAAAAAGUCGAUACAAUUAGGUGAAAAAUCGAAAAUUUCAUCCAGCCUGACGGUAGUUACACGUCCUGCAAUCACUAGUUCACAUUUGUCUGCUUAUGAUUCAAAUAAUAAUGCUAAGAAAGAUGAUGCUGAGGAAAAACUUGACCGUUUAGUUAAAGGACCUCUUCUGUAUAGUCAAUUAACAUCUUAUUUAUUAUCGGAGGAAGAUUUGUUAGCAAAUGGUUAUCCUCUCGAAUUAGUAGAAAAUGACACAAUUAUUCGUGGGAAGGCUGCUCUGUGUUUACCAGAACAUAAGAAUCAGUUAUAUGGUAAUUGUCAAUCUAACGAACGAGUAUGUUGUCGUUGUGGUACACGAUUUCUUGUUGAUGAAUAUGGAUACUCUUUAACUCAGGGCGAAUGCAUUUACCAUUGGGGUAAAGCUGUGAAACAACGAAGUUUUGGUCAAGGAUUUGAUUUACGAUAUUUAUGUUGUAAUGGUGAUAUUGGUCAACCAGGCUGUCAAAUCUGUCCUAAAGGUCAUGUUCACGAUGCUAAUAAAUGGUUAGAUAAUGAAGGUUUUGUUAUUACAUUGCCACCACUUCCAAAAUCACAAGAAUAUGAUGAAGAUAAUGACAAUAAUUCAAGUUGUAAUGUGUACGCUCUUGAUUGUGAAAUGGUUUAUACAACUGGUGGUUGUGAACUAGCUAGAAUUACUAUUAUCAAUCCAAAACUUCAAGUUAUUCUCGAUGAAUUUGUUUGUCCAGACAAUCCAAUUAUUGAUUGUAAUUCACGUUUUUCUGGUUUAAAAUUAGAAGAUAUAGAACAGGCAAAAUAUCAUAUUACUGAUAUUCAAGCAAAAUUAUUGCAUUUAUUCGAUUCGGAUACAAUAUUAAUUGGUCAUAGUUUAGAAAGUGAUUUAACUGCCCUUAAAUUGAUACAUAAGAAAAUUGUCGAUACUUCUAUUGUAUUUCCGCAUCGUUUAGGUUUACCAAAGAAACGAGCUUUAAGGAAUUUAGUUAGUGAAAUACUUCAACAAAUUAUACAACAAGAUGGUAAGUAGGUUUAUUGGUUUAUGUAUUUGUUAAAAAUGCAACGGAUGACAUAAAUCUUACUAAUUUUGGCUCGUUCUUAAUCUGCUUUACGUUAAUAUGUUUAUUAUAACGAUGAGUCUUUUUUCAUUUUCUUUAAAAUAAACACUAGAUACCGUCCUUUGGUAUGAAUACACUUCACUAUCAUUAAACUACUGAGGUUUACUGUGACCAUUGACACAUUUGGGCCGACAACAAUUAAUUAUUUUUAUGCAACACCCGUUAUAAAUUUUUAUUCCGAUUGAUCUUUGAUGCAGCUUUCCUCUAGUUCGAACUUAGAAAGCAAAUAUAACUUUUGUUAUACACUUAUUCAUUAUGACUCAAAACCCAUGAUAUUAUACAUCAUACACCUGGACACAGCAAUUAUAAUGUGUGAGUGACUAUGCCAUAAGUGAAGGAAAAUUAAGUUAUGGGUUUGUAAAUAAUGAAUACUAACUUAGGGAAGUGUGAUGUUUGUGUAUAAUAAUCAUUGCUGUAUAUAUUAUUGAUCUCUGAAUUAAAAUUACAAUAUGGUACCAUACACUACUAUCACCGUACUCUAUCUUACUUAAGUGCUGGUCCAUUUAUGACCACUAAAGUGUGUAUUGAACAGACCUGUGAAUUACCAGUUCAUACAUUUUAUUUAUUGCUACCAUUUGUAUUUACCGUAGGAAAGUAAGACAUUUAACAAUAGUUUAUGCAUCAACCGAAGUCAUACAAUAUGGGGAAUAUAAAAAUACGAUAACUGAAAGAAAAUUUAAUAACUAUAAAUUAAAAUAAUAAAAGUACUCCCCGUAGGAUCAAAUUAUAUUUGAAAUGAAUUGGAAUAUCCGAUUGUUGAUAUUUUGAAUGAAAUUCGGUCAGUCUCGGUUGGCAUCUAUCUGUUCUAUAUCACCCUAUGUCAUAAUGACUGUUGAGGCCAAUCCGCACAGGAUGCCUAUACGCCAAGACUGAACAAAAUUUCAGUCAAAAUACCAACAAUAGAAUAACAUAGGCCAUUUCAGAUUAAAUUAAAUUUCAAACCGGUCACACAAGUUGAUGGUAGUCACUAGCUAAUUGGGUAGAGCGAUGCCGCUUGAAACAAACGGUCGAAUCCUGUGAUAAACAUCAACCUUAGGAUACAAGUACUUCCAGCUGGCAAGUCCCAGAUACGGCGAAACGCACGUCAUGAAUUCCCGAAGAAUAACCCUUCCUAAAUCCAUUCGGAUAUAAUAAUAGCGAUAAAGUUUCGAAUGAAAUCAUGAUUCAAGUAUAUGGUGUAUUGUAUUUACAAAGUGAGGUAUCCUGAUUUUUAUUUAUUUGACAAUUGCAGGUACAUAUUUUAUGGUAUUAAUGUAAAUAAUUUAUUUUCGUUACUUUUAAUGAAGAGAAUGGUCACAACAGUAUGGAGGAUGCUGUUGCCUGCAUGCAACUUGUUCAACACAAAGUCAAAGAAGAUUUACGUUGUGGAAAGUGGAAUUUUCCUUAAUAAAAUUUAUCUGUGAUUAUACGAUCAAAUAUAAACAUUUCUUGUUUAAUCCAAUUUUCUUAAUACUUUUCAAAAGACUUAUGCACUGAACUUUUCUAUAAAAAAGACUUACUAAUUACAUUUGUUAUUGUAAAUAUUCACUAUGAUAAGCCUGUAGUUAGGUAAAUAUAAAUACUGAUUUCAUACUUGAAAUUGGAAUUAUCCUUCCCAUUCCUCAUUGUUCUUCUCUUUUUAUUUUGUACUCUUCAGGUCAAUUUACACUGUGAUCGCUAAUAAUUAGGUGAAUACUCUUUGAUUAGUUUAUUUUGUUACAUUGUUUAACAAAAUUUAUUAGUUCUAACCAAAAAAGUGAGUUAUCACGUCUUUGAUAGUGAAA